Messenger RNA from Drosophila miranda, 954 nucleotides. RefSeq names its product peflin. Gene Ontology annotation, molecular function: calcium ion binding. Lineage: Eukaryota; Metazoa; Arthropoda; Insecta; Diptera; Drosophilidae. Gene Ontology annotation, biological process: COPII vesicle coat assembly. The coding region runs from base 92 to 682 and encodes 196 amino acids. The transcript is spliced from 4 exons. The record is from RefSeq and is a predicted model, not a curated record.
AAGAAAUCGAUUGGUAGACGCAGUGCUGGAAAACGCUUUUCACAUACAAAGGCUUCAAGUUUCAAUUAAAAUUAAAUAAAGAUUGUGAAAAAUGUCCUACGGUCAAGGCUACAAUCCCUACAAUCAAGGCUAUGCUGCACCGCCAGGCGCCUUUCCACCCCAAAACUCGCAGGUCUCCUCACAGGCACAGCAGUGGUUCGCUAUGGUGGAUCGGGAUCGAUCUGGAAAGAUCAACGCUUCCGAACUGCAGGCGGCGCUGGUAAAUGGGCGUGGCGAUCACUUCUCGGAUAACGCAUGCAAGCUAAUGAUUAGCAUGUUCGACAACGACGCUAGCGGAACCAUCGAUGUUUACGAGUUUGAAAAGCUUUACAACUACAUUAAUCAAUGGCUGCAGGUCUUCAAGACCUACGACCAGGACUCCUCUGGCCAUAUCGAGGAGAGCGAGCUGACUCAGGCCUUCACUCAGAUGGGCUUUCGGUUUUCGCCGGAAUUCAUCAACUUUCUGGUGAAGAAGAGCGAUCCACAGACCCACAAGGAGGUUUCGGUGGACCAGUUCAUUGUACUUUGUGUGCAAGUGCAGCGCUUCACGGAGGCCUUCCGUCAGCGGGACACACAGCAAAACGGAACAAUCACUAUAGGCUUUGAAGACUUUUUGACUGUGGCAAUCGGUUGCUCAUAUUAAACUUCGAGCGAAGCAACUGUUCCAAAGCAAUCCAAACUCUUGCACACGGCACAGCCUUCUAACACACAUUUCUUAUUCCGUUUACUGUGCAUUUUGUUUAAAUUUAUAUGGUGUUUGCUAGCUUAGAUAUUCAUCGUCCUCUCACAGUCAUGUUAUUGCAAUCUCCUGGUUCCAGAAUCACCUUUCAAAAGUAUUUGUUAUUACAGCUCGAUUAACACAUAGUACAAAGUGUCUUGCGCCUAAAAUAAAGUACAUAUAUUUAUAAAACGAAA